This is a messenger RNA of Parnassius mnemosyne (clouded apollo), 213 nucleotides long. NCBI's taxonomy places the organism in Eukaryota, Metazoa, Arthropoda, Insecta, Lepidoptera, Papilionidae. The record is from the annotation of a GenBank genome assembly.
AUGUCAAAGCAGCAGUAUUGUGAACUUGUACGAACAACUAAUCAGGAACAACGGCAUAUCAUCCUUGAGGUUGUACAUCGAUUGCAUGGUUGUGGAGAUUACACUUCUGAAGCAGUUCAAAUUUCCUUCACGGGUCCUGCAGGCUGUGGAAAAACUUACACGUUAAAGUGCCUCAUGGAGACAUACAACCGCUACACUCAGGAGCACAACUGA